Messenger RNA from Penicillium malachiteum, 981 nucleotides. Its product is annotated as putative RING finger domain protein. NCBI's taxonomy places the organism in Eukaryota, Fungi, Ascomycota, Eurotiomycetes, Eurotiales, Aspergillaceae. The transcript is spliced from 2 exons. The record is from RefSeq and is a predicted model, not a curated record. The coding region runs from base 1 to 981 and encodes 326 amino acids. Gene Ontology annotation, molecular function: ubiquitin-protein transferase activity. Gene Ontology annotation, cellular component: SUMO-targeted ubiquitin ligase complex.
AUGUCACAAGAAUCCGCCGAGGAUACGGAUCAAUCGUGGGAGCGCUAUUUUCAUCCGGCUCCGGCUCCUCCACCAAAUAUACGCUCUCAGCCCGCCCGGUUGCCACCCAUGCGAUAUCCUCGUGAUGGCUUUGACUUCCGGCGCCCGGCCGGUACCCCAGCUCAAGAGGAUAAUGUGAUCGAUCUCACCAACGAACCCGAGACACCCCCUCAAAGAACUCAAACUCGCACCACAGAUAACAGACCAUCAAGUUCAUCGCGGCCGCCCCGAUUUGGCAGACCUAUAUUGGCCCAGGAGAUCGUGGACUUGGAUGACGAGCCCGAUAAUCCCGCAGAAGGGCACUCUAGCAGCCCAGAAGUCCAAUUUCUCAGUGCGUCAGUGCGCCCACCACCGCGUACUCGACAUGAACUCGAGGCUCGGUUCCACGCGGCCAUUUGGGGCUCCUCAGUCCAUCGCAAUAACCCCCGUGCCCGACAGAUUUCCUCGGAAGUUGCAAUGUCAUUGCCAUCCUCGAUUAUGCCUUUUCGAGGCGCUGCUCGAAAUCUCGAUACACUAUUCUACGGUCAGAAUCGCGGUCUGGGCAAUAGUAUUGAUCAUGAGGAUUCUUUGAUCCUUGACUAUGGACUAGCAUCUUUUUCCAUGGAUCCAUCUACGGAAACCCCAGAGGAUAGGCGACGUGAAACUUACAAAGCACCUAGUCCAGUGCCAGAAGGCUUUACACGCACCCUAGCAGAUGACGAUGUUGCCAUUUGCCCGAACUGCUCCAAUGAACUCGGAGUUGGCGAAGGGAAGAAACAGGAAAUCUGGGUUGCAAAACCAUGUGGCCAUGUCUAUUGUGGCGAAUGUGCAGAGAAUCGUUCGAAGUCCAAGGCUAAGAAGACCAACACGGCCCAAAGAACAAAACCUUUCUCCAAAUGUCAGGUCGCUGACUGUGGUAAGCCGGUUAGUGCUCCUACGGCCAUGAUCCAUCUAUAUCUAUGA